Messenger RNA from Vicugna pacos (alpaca), 973 nucleotides. The record is from RefSeq and is a predicted model, not a curated record. Lineage: Eukaryota; Metazoa; Chordata; Mammalia; Artiodactyla; Camelidae.
GGUUUCCACCAAUUGGCAUGAAGGGGUCCCACCUCCACCGAAGAUCCCAACAAGGCAACAUGCCCCCCAAGAAGCCUGAACCUAAGAAGGAAGCAGCCAAGGCAGCCCCGGCCCCAGCCCCGGCACCAGCCCCUGCCCCACCUCCUGAGCUCCCUAAGGAAACUGCCUUUGACCCCAAGAGUGUAAAGAUAGACUUCACUGCUGACCAGAUCGAAGAAUUCAAAGAGGCCUUCUCCUUGUUCGACCGGACCCAAACUGGAGAGAUGAAGAUCACAUACGGGCAGUGCGGGGACGUGCUGCGGGCCCUGGGCCAGAACCCCACCAACGCCGAGGUGCUGCGUGUCCUGGGCAAGCCCAAGCCGGAAGAGAUGAAUGCCAAGAUGCUGGACUUUGAGACGUUCCUGCCCAUCCUGCAGCACAUCUCCCGCAACAAGGAGCAGGGCACCUAUGAGGACUUCGUGGAGGGGCUGCGUGUAUUCGACAAGGAGAGCAAUGGCACGGUUAUGGGUGCCGAGCUUCGCCAUGUCCUCGCCACCCUGGGAGAGAAGAUGACUGAGGCUGAGGUGGAGCAACUGUUAGCUGGGCAAGAGGAUGCCAAUGGCUGCAUCAAUUAUGAAGCCUUUGUCAAGCACAUCAUGUCCGGGUGAAGCAGACCCCCAGGAGGAGCCAGCAGGAGAUGGAGCACAGCCUGGACCCGCCCAUCUGUCCCCUCCACUCAUAGUGCGCCUCCCUCACCUGCUUCCUGCCCUGCCCUGCCCCUGCCCUCCCUGGUCUUUGCACCCAGCCGCAUUCUCCUCCCUCUCCCAAGAUCUCUCAAGGCAAGACCGUUCCCUCAGGUGGGGCCUCCUGUGUGGAGCCCUGCAUGUGAGAAAGCCGGCUCCCAGGUGGAAGGGAAUGUUCCCAGCCUGUGCUCUGAGCCUGUUCCUCUUCACUCCCUUCCCUGAGCUCCCCUGGGCUUGGUGUCACCCUGGCA